This is a messenger RNA of Geodia barretti, 444 nucleotides long. NCBI's taxonomy places the organism in Eukaryota, Metazoa, Porifera, Demospongiae, Tetractinellida, Geodiidae. The record is from the annotation of a GenBank genome assembly.
AUGUCCCGCUACGCGAGCGGAGACAUGAAGGCGCUCUCCGAGCUCUACACGGAAGACUGCAAGCUAAUGCCUCCGGCAACGGACGUCGUGGUAGGCAGGGCUGGGGUGGAAGGUGUGUUCAACGGCGUGCAUGGAGGAGGAGCUAAGACGGUGAAGUUGGAGAUCGACGAAGUGGGUCCGUUAGGCUCGCCUGACACUGUCUUUGAGCGCAGCCACUACACGUUCUACAAAGAAGACGGUUUUGUUUUUGACCACGGAAACGGUGUAUAUACCCCUGACGACGUAGACGAAGACGUAUAUACCCCUGACGACGACGACGACAGCCACCCUGAAUACGAGGCCGCAGUCACGUAUCUACCAACUGCAAAGACGACUGACUACAAGACGACUCCAAGACAAGACGAUACAUCGAAGAGACAGCACAUUGUGAGCACUUCAAGUUAA